GAUACUCUUUACCCAGAUCAAGGCCCAUAGGAAAAUGAGUUUCACCUUUACUCUGAGGAGGCUGCCAGUAAGGCAAGUUAGACAGCUUAUGAGGGGGAGCUGCAAGAGUGUUAGGUGCAGGCUAGUAGCCACCAGCAGUGUGCAUCUCUCAAAUGGCAAGAACGACUCUGUAAACAUGUCUGAGAAGCAAAUACAAGACUGGGGUGCUCAGAAGAAAGAGCGUGAUGUCCUGACCACUGGGGAGGGUGCUCCCAUCUGUAGCAAGACAGCUGUCAUGACUGUCGGACCACGUGGACCAAUGCUCAUGCAGGACGUUGUCUACAUGGACGAGAUGGCCCACUUUGAUCGUGAGAGGAUCCCCGAGAGAGUGGUGCACGCCAAGGGGGCAGGUGCUUUCGGGUACUUUGAGGUGACGCACGACAUCAGCAAGUACUGCAAGGCCAGUCUCUUCAGCAAGGUCGGCAAGAAGACCCCCAUCGCUGCCAGGUUCUCCACUGUUGGUGGCGAGAACGGCAGUGCCGACACUGUGUUUGACCCGAGAGGAUUUGCCGUCAAGUUUUACACGGAGGAGGGCAACUGGGAUAUGGUCGGCAACAACACUCCAAUCUUCUUCAUCAGGGACCCAAUACAUUUCCCCAACUUCAUCCACACCCAGAAGAGGAACCCAGCCACUCAUCUCAAGGACAAGAACAUGUUCUGGGACUUCAUCACUCUGCGCCAGGAGACUGCCCAUCAGGUCUCAUUCCUAUUCAGUGAUCGCGGGAUCCCAGACGGCUACCGUCACAUGAACGGGUACGGCUCCCAUACCUUCAAGUUGGUCAACAGCGAGGGCAACCCUAUCUACUGCAAGUUCCACUUUAAGACUGACCAGGGCAUCAAGAACAUCAUGCCCGAUCGUGCUGGAGUGUUGGCCGGUACUGAACCAGACUACGGUAUCCAGGACUUGUUCAAUGCCAUCGCCGCCGGCAACCCUCCAUCUUGGAGUACGUUUCUCCAAGUGAUGACCUUUGAGCAAGCUGAGAAGUGUCCCUUCAACCCAUUCGACGUCACCAAGGUGUGGUCCCACCAUGACUACCCACUCAUCCCCGUCGGUAAGAUGGUGCUCGACCGUAACCCAGUCAACUACUUUGCCGAAGUUGAGCAGGCUGCUUUCUGUCCCUCCAACUUUGUUCCCGGCAUCGAGGCCUCCCCUGACAAGAUGCUGCAGGGUCGCCUCUUCUCCUACGCUGACACCCAUCGUCACCGCCUGGGCACCAACUACCACCUCCUCCCCGUGAACCAACCCAAGAGCAAGGUGGCCAACUACCAGAGGGACGGGCCCAUGUGCCUCGGCGACAACCAGGGAGGAGCACCUAACUAUUUCCCCAACAGUUUCCAGGGACCCGUAGACGACAGGAAAUACAACGACUGCAAGUGGACCACUACUGGAGAUGUGGCACGACAUGAGACUGGGGACGACGACAACUAUUCCCAGGCUGGCAUAUUCUACAACAAGGUGCUUAGCGAGGAAGAGAGAGACCGUCUCACCAGCAACAUAGCCGGCCAUGUCAGUGGGGCUGCUGAUUUCAUCCGCACACGCUGUGUCGAGAUGUUCUCCAAGUGUGACCCUGAUUAUGGUGCUCGUAUUGCUGCCAAGCUCAAGGCUAUGGGCAAGUGAGAUGAAAAAAAGAGACGUUGAAGAACUUCGUACUUUUUGCAGUUAACGUGUUUGAACUUGAAUACAACUUUAGUAUUUAUGUGAUUGUGUUUUUGUUUGGUAGUGAGAUCGUUAUUCGUUCUUCUGACAAUUAA
This is a messenger RNA of Halichondria panicea, 1791 nucleotides long. Its product is annotated as catalase-like. Gene Ontology annotation, molecular function: heme binding; catalase activity. Gene Ontology annotation, biological process: hydrogen peroxide catabolic process; response to hydrogen peroxide. The record is from RefSeq and is a predicted model, not a curated record. Gene Ontology annotation, cellular component: cytoplasm; peroxisome; mitochondrion. The transcript is spliced from 15 exons. The coding region runs from base 35 to 1657 and encodes 540 amino acids. NCBI's taxonomy places the organism in Eukaryota, Metazoa, Porifera, Demospongiae, Suberitida, Halichondriidae.